CGUUUAUAUCACGAAACCCGCGCCCCCUCCAGUUUCGCCACCUGUACCGUUUAGCUGCGUUGCUUCCCGUUCUCCCUUCUCUUUCCCCCCUUCGUUCUGUUCGUUUAUCCUCGCCGUUCGCCUUUACAGCGCCAUAGGCCUACGCUUUGGCUUCCCCUUCCUCUUCUCUCAUCCUUCUCGAAACCCUAAAUUGUUGAUCUGAUCCGUACCUAUUCUUCCCCUCCGAUUUGGUUUCAAUUAUUAAUUUGUGUGGUAAAUGGUGGAGACGGAGCAUUGGGAUCUGUGAAUCCGUCGAAAUUUCAGUCCCGGCGGUGGCGAUGGGAGCUUUUUGGACCGAUGAUGACAGGAAGAUGGCGGUGGCGGUUCUCGGCCCCCAGGCCUUUGACUAUCUCGACGCUCGGCACGCCGCCUCUCCCGACGGCCACCUAACCGCUGUCGGCGGCGGAAACGGCGACCUGCAGAACAAGCUCCAGGACCUCGUGGAAGGCCCCGGAUCCGCAUGGGCUUGCGCCAUCUUCUGGCAGAUCUCGCGGUCGGUGGAUGGGGAGCUCGUGCUCGGCUGGGGCGACGGCUACUGCCAAGAGCUCGGGGAUGGCGAGGAAGAGAGCGGCGGCUUUUCGAGUCAUCCCCUCGACGGCGUGCGCCAGAAGAUGCGGAAGCGGCUGCUAGAGCGGCUGCACGCGCUCUCCGGUGGGUUGGACGACGAGAACUACGCACUUCGGCUUGACCGCAUCACUGAUGCAGAGAUGUACUUCCUGGUAUCCAUGUACUUCUCGUUUCCCAGAGGGGAUGACGCUCCCGGAAGGGCUUUCGCUUCUGGGAAACACAUAUGGAUAUCCGAGGGGGAGCUAAUGUCGCCAGCGUGCUCCAAUUACUGCGUGCGAGCAUAUCUCGCAAGAUCUGCGGGUUUCCGAACGAUCGUGUUCGUUCCAUGCGAUGCCGGCGUGCUUGAGUUGGGCUCGGUGAAUGGCUUGCCUGAAAGGUUCGAAACGCUUCAGAUGAUCAUAUCCGUAUUCGGUCAGGGCCACAUCAAGCUGACUGCCGUGGCUGGGGAGAAAACAGACAAAAAUAUGUCUCCGGUUUCCGCCUUUCCUUACAGUGCCAAAGAUCAAGUCGACAAGUUUCCAAAGCUUAUUUUUGGGACGGAUUUGAGCACUGGCCGCCGUAAUGCUAAUGAGAGAGCUUCAAUCGUGAAGCGGGAACAGAUCCAAAUGGAUAUAAUCACAAAGCAUAGCGAUCGGCAUCAGACAAGCCCACUCGUCAAUGGUGCUGCGAUGCCUCAGUGGAAUCAAAACCAUGCCAUAAACUCUCUUCAACAGCACUUCCGCAAUGGCUCACCAUAUGUUCGACAAGCUAAUGGAGUCAUUGGUAAUGAUCCUGUGAUGAACCAGCUCCACCAGCAGCAGCAGCAGCAACCACCAGGGCAACAGCAGCACCUGGAAUCGCAUUCACGCCCUCUGCUGGCAUCUGGCCAAAUUAAUUUCAUUUCGGAGGCGCUGGCAAAUACUCCUUCCACUGGUAUGUUGAUGACUCGUACGGGUGCGGCUGACUCGGAGCUCUCAGACGUCGAGAUUCCAUCCAAAGAAGAAAACCCGGUGACAAUGGAAGAUCGCCGACCAAGAAAGAGGGGUCGUAAGCCGGCAAAUGGCCGGGAAGAGCCCCUCAACCACGUAGAAGCCGAGCGCCAGAGGAGGGAGAAACUUAACCAGAGGUUCUACGCACUGAGAGCCGUGGUGCCCAAUAUCUCCAAAAUGGAUAAGGCCUCUCUGCUCGGGGAUGCCAUAACCUACAUCACUGAACUCCAGAAGAAGCUCAAAGAGAUGGAGGCGGAGAGGGAGAUGUGGGGUGAUCCAUCAUUCAUGGAUUACAAACAUCAGGUCCAUUGGCCUGAGAUCAAUGUCCAAGAAGCACGGGAUGAAGUAAUUGUUCAAGUGAGUUGCCCUAUGGACAGGCAUCCGGUCUCCAGGGUCAUUCAAGCGCUCAAGGACUCACAGAUUAAUGUGGUGGACUCGAAGGUUUCCGCUUCUAAUGGCUGUGUCCUGCACACGUUUGUGGUGAAGCCACUAGGGACCGAGCAGCUUACGAGCGAGAAGCUAAUGGCUGCUCUUAACUCUUGAGUUGAGCGCCACUUAACAUUCUCAUGACAAGAUGGCUACAUAUUUUAGUUUUCUUUGUUAAGUGAAUUAGUUUAUAUUGACAGUUAUACCACCAUUUAAGAUUCCGUAGCCUAUAACUUAGCUGUAAGACCACUCACCACCAUUGCCUACAGUUCGUUGAGUCGGUAAUGCAGUGUACUCGGUGAAUUAAUUUUUGUUCCAUA
Messenger RNA from Zingiber officinale, 2320 nucleotides. RefSeq names its product transcription factor MTB1-like. The transcript has a single exon. Lineage: Eukaryota; Viridiplantae; Streptophyta; Magnoliopsida; Zingiberales; Zingiberaceae. Gene Ontology annotation, cellular component: nucleus. The record is from RefSeq and is a predicted model, not a curated record. Gene Ontology annotation, biological process: regulation of DNA-templated transcription. Gene Ontology annotation, molecular function: DNA-binding transcription factor activity; protein dimerization activity; transcription cis-regulatory region binding. The coding region runs from base 318 to 2117 and encodes 599 amino acids.